ACAAGGAGAGAUGUUAAAUUAGUGGCUCCUGUAGAUGUAUGCGAUGUGACAGCCCCGUGGAAGGGUUUAUAACACGUGAUGGUUCUGAUUCAACACUUGCCUGGAGGAAGGGCAGCUCAGGUCUAGUAAUAACAAGUCAUUGCGUGACUUACCUCGCGUACCAAUGCAGAUGUGAACUCAGGAGGGUGUGUGUUGGUCUUGCGGAUGAGUUGUUCACAACCGUUAAUGAUGAACGUACAAAGUUAUCUGAAAAGCACCUGGUAUGGACUAAAGAGCGGUGGCAAAAUGAAGAUGCGGAUGGAAGCGGCUAAAAGCCCCUGGACUCCACCGCUCGCCUUCGACCUCAGUUACAAUGAAAGCGUCAGGUUGGCCACGGACGCGCUGCUCGACUCCGGACCCGGGGCUUAUGAGAACAUCUUGAACUGGGAGCAGGAACUGAGCUUCUUAUCUCCUUCAGAAAUCCAGUACAUUGUCACAAACGCCGAGGGUCCCCAGCUCCAGGAACCACGUGUAGAUGGAGAAGGGAUGGACGCCGUCUCCCACGCUUCGGACACCUACUUCCCCCUGGAAUCAGAGAGCGGGGGUCCGGUGCUGGAGCAAGGCUGGCCCAUGUUAAACAAGCGCUACUACCUGAAGGGCCCAUCCAAUGUCAGCGUUUACUUCCAGACCCAGGGCUCCCGCAGCAUCAAGGACGUUUUACGCUUCCAAAUCAACCAGGCUGUUGAGUUGAUCGCCGUCGUGAUGGAUGUAUUCACUGACAUCGACAUAUUUUGUGAUGUGCUUGAAGCUGCCAACAAGCGCAACGUUGCGGUUUAUGUGUUGCUGAACCAGGGCUCGUUACAAUACUUCACUGAAAUGUGUGAAAAACUCCAGUUAACAAGCAGUCACUUAAAGAAUAUAAGUGUCCGGACGGUUUCUGGCGAUCUCUACUGUGCAAAGUCAGGAAUGAAAUUCUCAGGACAAGUUCAAGAAAACUUCAUCAUCAUAGACUGCCUACAUGUCUUAGCAGGAUCUUACAGUUUCACUUGGUUAUCGGCACAAGUCCACAAGAACUUCAUCAGCUUCUAUUCCGGGCACGUUGUGGAAUGUUUUGAUGAGGAGUUCCGCAGGCUCUACUCCCAGUCCAAGCAGGUGAAGGGGUUCAGCUCAGAAGAAGCUGCGCCCUGCUCCGUUGUGAACAGCCAGCCACGACCCUUCCUCACCCCAACGGCAGUGUGGCCUGAAAGUCGCAACACUCACUCGGACACCCUCAGCAGCCUGUCCAACCUCAGUGACCCACAUGACCGUCUACACCUUCAGUCUCCGCCUGUAGUGAGCAAAGACCGGCGGCACAGUAACGCUGUCCCUCAGUACAGAGUAGUGUACACUCCUCUAGUCCAGCACAGGAAGCAACCAUUCCCACUGCCCCUUACCCACAGACUAUGCCCUGCUCCAGCGACCUGCCUCCUCAAAGAGAUUCUGAAACCUGGGACUUGCUCCGAGGACAUUAACGUUCUCAGGGCAGGGAAAGAGGAGUUGCAGAGUUCAUUCCAACUGUUGUCCAUUGGGCAACUUUACCCCCCACCAGACACCAAACAAUGCUUCAGCCCAGAGCAAAACCGCAGAGGGAAACACACCACAGACGUUCUGUUCAGACCUAAUAAUCUGAUGGGCCCCAAGCAUUUCAACCACAGAUAUUAAAAUAUUAACGGAAAUAUGGGCGCAGUGUUGGGGGGGGUCUGAAUGUGGAAUGUGUGUGGAAUCUACGGGCAUUCAAGAGCAGAUAUCCUCUCCUCAUGUCAUGAUCUAGAGUCAUCGCAACAUGCAAACAGUCCCUUCAGCCCACCAAGUCUACGCCAAUAUGCCCAGUUACCUCAAGUUCACACAAACUCCGUUUUUAGCGGUUGGUAGGUUCUUAAUUAAUAAUGGCAUCAAAGGUUACGUGGAAAAGGCAAGAGAAUGGGGUUGAAAGGAAAAAAUAGAUCAACUAUGAUCAAAUGGUGGUGCAGACUCGAUGAACCCAAAUGGCAUUAUUCUGCUCCUGUCUUAUGAUCGUGAUAAUUUCGUCUCACAACCCUCCAGGGUUUCACCACUUUGUGUGAAAAUAUAGAAUAUUUAUAUUUGUCCCUCUGCUUCUAUGACCUGCUCUGCCUUUCCGUGCACUGCUGCAAGUGAUUACCUUUCCCUGCCCGUACUUAUUGAAUAGAAUCUCUUGCAUUGUUUACUUAUGAUCCACAAUUAUGAUCUCCCCACUGAUUCUUUUUGACUCUCUGCCCCAAAAUUUGUUUAUUCUCAAAAUCUGCAAAGUCUUGGCCUUUAUGGUUUGUUACGGUUAUUCACUCUUUGAUCAAGGGCAGUGCACAGUUUGUGAGAAAAAG
Molecule: messenger RNA, 2357 nt
Organism: Amblyraja radiata (thorny skate)
Lineage: Eukaryota; Metazoa; Chordata; Chondrichthyes; Rajiformes; Rajidae
Gene: sack1a
Product: scaffolding CK1 anchoring protein A
Exons: 4
Coding region: 205-1680 (491 amino acids)
Biological process (GO): epidermal growth factor receptor signaling pathway
Molecular function (GO): protein kinase binding
Source: RefSeq, a predicted model, not a curated record